CACGCAGCAAAAAGGGGCCACCCAACAGCUGCCGGCUAGAUAGGAUUGCAUGCUCGAAUGUUUGAAACGUGAAAAAGCGCGCAACAUCCGCCUCACGCCCCCCGAAAAAAAAUCCAAUUAGGAACUUGGCAAACCUCUCGGUUUUGCUGAUGUGAGAGAGUGGAAUCAUUAGGGUUUGAUUCUUGAAAUACGAGCCCAUCGAAAACACUUUUAUCAAAACAUAAAAUUUUCCACGUGUUGAGAACACCCCCUGUUGCGGAUCAAUCAACAGUCGGCAGACUUACGAAAGUGGCCGAUCGCGGCACCUUUUUUGCGGUAUAGAUGUGUCAUCGGUGGCGAAGGCUUAAGCCCACAGCAACUACGCCCACCUCAAGCGCCUCACCUACCCUUGGGUCGCCCUCUCGGCGGGAUGCCAACGAUUGCCACUUCCGGUGGUGGAGGAGCCACGACCACCCUGAUGACCACCACCCUGCUCACGACGAUGCUGCUCCGGAACGGGCUGAUGACGCUGAUCUUGAUGGUCAGCUCCCGAGGCCUAUCAUCUUCUAUGACUACGAUGACGACUACGGCCUCAAUGAUGGACCCCUCAUUGUCUCCAACACAGGACCCAAGUUAUGGGUCAAAUCCGGCGUUCCUUUCCUCACAGCUUCCAUCAAUUGGAGUUCCAAAUGGCGAUGCACCAGCCAUGGUACUAGAUGACCGAAUCCAGAGAAUCGUCCUGACAGGGGAAGAAACUUCAAAUUUGAAACCGGAAGAAGUGUUUCGUAGUGUUGUCGUAGGAAGUGAUUCAAGUGAUUCAAGUGCUGGUGAUAAUAUUAAGUUAGUGGGUAGAAGUAAACAUGCAAAAGGGGACGAAGUGUACAGUUCCAGUGGAAGCAGCAAUCGAAACACUUUAGUGGAUCGAAUUGGGAAAGGGCAUCAACACAACAAGCAACGCACAACGAGCGGGGGGAAGUUUUCAGAGCCGGAUUCCAUUCCACCAGAGGAACGAAACGACAGCGAUAAUCCAUUGCACGCAACGGAUUUGGAAGUGACGGCUUUGGUGAACAUAGUCGAUCCAUCAACCUCACAGCAGCAACAACAACAUCAUCAUCAGCAACAGCAACUUCCAUCGAUAACGGGCACCGGGGAAUCGACAGACGAAACCAACGACGACGACGAUCGGGGUAGCAGAACCAGCAGUAUUAGCAGUAGCAGUAGUGGCAGUUGGUCAGUACCAACUAUGUCAAACAACAAUAUCAGCUCUCCACGGACGAUGGCGACCACAACAGCAGAACCUCCUGCAAGCGUCCCGACGCCCCAGCACCAUCAACAGGCGCAACCUUCGGUGGCAGUAGCAUCGUCCCCACCACCGCAACAACAACAUCAACAACAACAACAACAAAAACAUCGAACCAUCAACUCGAUGAACCUUAAUCCGACCACACCGGCCAUGUUGGUCAAACCAGUGGACGAACACCGGAAGCUGCUGAAGAGCACCGGACCGAUCCUGAACUACGUUUUCGAUUCGCAUCCACCGUACUACAAGUCUAGUUAUUACAAUACCCGGUAUGGUCCUCACUUCGAGACGGAUAACGUCACGAACAUCACGGUGCAAAAUGGCGAUGAUUUAUUUCUAAGCUGUAGGAUAAGUUUGCUGCUAGAUAAAACGGUGUCGUGGGUUCUGCGGAAGCACGGGGAAACGGAUCUCCAGUUGCUGACGGUGGGGAAGCAGACCUAUUCGGGUGACCCCAGAUAUACGGUUGAGUUCCAGUACCCGAAUAAUUGGAGGCUGAAGAUCGCUGCGGUCAACAAGAAUGACGAGGGCGUAUACGAGUGUCAGAUAUCGACGCAUCCGCCCAAAGUCAUCAUCUACUACCUGCACGUUAAUGCUCCCGAGGUCCUGAUUGUGGACGAGGAGGGCCAAGCGCUGUACGACAAGUACUAUGAGGUGGGCUCAACGAUAAAGCUGCUGUGCCGAAUCCGGCACAUGUCGAUGCUCCGUUCCGCCGUUUAUUGGAUCCACAACGAGGCCAUCCUGAAUCACGACGUGCAGCGGGGGGGAAUCAGCGUGAAAACCAACCUGACCAACAUCGGUGCCAACUCGACGCUUUUCGUGGCCAAAGUAAACCGACAGGACUCGGGCAACUACACGUGUUCGAUCGGACCGAACCAGCACUACAGCGUAUCGGUGCAUGUCCUUAAUGGAACCGCAAAUCCGUACGGAAUUUACCAGCGAUCGUGUGCCUUCUCCGCCCUGCUCGGCCCCGGAACCCUGGAACUCAAGUGUCUGUUGAAGCAGCUGCUCUUCCUGUUGCUGUUGCGGCGUCUGGCCACCAGAUAGCAGCACUCGUAGCCGACCGAGGAACGCCAUUUUGUUCUGUAGCGAUAAAUUGUGGAAUUAAAUUCCCGCAAUCCGCGAACGAAACACGCUUGAAUGGGUCCUACACAUGCUGAAUGGAUGAAACCCUUCUUCUAGUCUUUUCACUGGACUUGAACUAGGGACAAACUAAAAAUAAUGUGCUAGUCAAACGAAGACACUAACAAUUUAGUGGAAGAAUGAGAAAAUAAAAUUAAGGAGAUGGAAAUAAAACGAAAAAAAAAACGAAAACCUUGUACACUAAAGCAUAGCGAUAAGAUAUGUAUAAGUUUAGCGAGUUGUUGAAUACUAAGAGAGCGAGCAUGGUGGGAAUGCAUGGGAAAAACCUUCUAGAAUAAACAACUGUCAGUGAUUUGCUGGCUGACAAGUGUAAAAUAGGAGAAACCUGUUGUUUGUUAAGUUGGAAUGAGUUUAUCAGCAUGUGAAACUUUCGUGGGAGAACGAUAGAGAAAUAAAACAAAAUAGACACAUACAUACAUUCUUAUAUAGAACACAACCAAAUGCUAGUUCAAAUUCCAGGACUGCAAGAAGGUGUGAACAAAAUAUUUUUCCCACGUUGACAGUUUUCCGUUUUCUUCAAACAAAAAAAAAUCUCAAGAAGAUCCCCUGUUUCCCGUUAGGUUAGUUAUUUUUUAUACAGAACAAACUCUCGUCGAAACGAAACGUAACGGUUAAAUCGUGGAAAAUAAUAGAUAAAACAAAAUGCAAAGCUUAGCAAGGCGAACAAAAAAAAAGUUUUUUUCAUUGAAACGUCAAUAUUUUUGUACAAAACAAACGCGCGAGCAGUUUUGACGAGACAUACAUACAUAUUGUAUAUUUUUCGUUUUCGGAAAAUUAAGAGAGAAAUAUUCAAACAUGUUAGAUAUGUAAAGGUAAAACAAAUCUCUAAUGAAAAUAAAAACAAAAUUUAACAAAGUUUAGACAAAACAAGAACAAAACGAUAGGAAUAAAAUAAUCGAAAUGAGAAUCACAACGCAGAACAAACCAAAAGAAGGUGUGAAACCAAAUUGGGACAAACCUGUAUAUGAUAAUUCGAAAACAGACUACAGACGAAUGUUCGAUAGGCAACAAAUGAAAGGAACAACGUUGCGGUGUGAAAAAAAAACAAACAGUGGAAACGAAAUUUAAAUUUAAGGGACAGAUUACACCAGAAUACAGAGUAUUUUGGAGGAAAUAAACUGAUUAAAGCAA
Uranotaenia lowii is the source of this 3550-nucleotide messenger RNA. RefSeq lists its product as uncharacterized. Lineage: Eukaryota; Metazoa; Arthropoda; Insecta; Diptera; Culicidae. Bases 410 to 2323 code for a protein of 637 amino acids. The transcript is spliced from 7 exons. Gene Ontology annotation, biological process: synapse organization. Gene Ontology annotation, cellular component: neuron projection membrane. The record is from RefSeq and is a predicted model, not a curated record.